AUGGAGGGCUACGACCGCCACAUCGACUCCGUCGACGACCUCCUGGGCGUCCUCGAGUCCGUGCGCGCCGCGGCGGACGUCGUGCGGGACAUCGACCGGCGCCUCGGCGCCGCGCGGGCCGCCUACGACCGGGCGACGGCGUCCUACGGCCGGUCCAUCGAGAAGCGCCGGGCCAAGUCGGCCUUCGACGGCGCCUGGGACGCCGUCGCCGACGCCCUCGCCGCGACGGAGGAGGACGCCGCGGACGCCGCGGGCGCGCUGGGAGCCGUCGAGCGGUGCGCGCGCGAGGCGCACGGACGCUUCGCGGGCGAGUUCGACGACCUCCGCAUGAACCUGCCGUCCUGGCUCGCCGAGGGCCGCGACCGCCUCAUCAAGUCCCAGCUCGACGGCGGCCGCGGCGCCGCGGCGAAGCUCUCCGCGAAGCUCCGGCCCAAGCCGGGCGACGCGUCGGAGACGGAGGACGAGGCGUCGGCCCUGCCCGCGGGCGCGCGGCUCCUCUCCUUCUCCGCCGUCGCCAAGGCCGAGACCGACGCCGCCUUCUUCGCGCCGCCCGACGAGGGGCUCCACGACUCGGACUCGGCGUAA
Molecule: messenger RNA, 585 nt
Organism: Aureococcus anophagefferens
Lineage: Eukaryota; Pelagophyceae; Pelagomonadales; Pelagomonadaceae
Exons: 1
Coding region: 1-585 (194 amino acids)
Source: RefSeq, a predicted model, not a curated record